AUGGCUUCAUCUUCAUUAAAGGCUGGAAGGUUUUUCUUACCCCCAGAGACUGCCCGUCAUGCAGCGACCAUUCUCGGAUUCCCAUCCCAAGUCUCUAUCGCCUCGAGGUACUACGAAAGCGCAUGUGUCGACAUAGCUAAUCUGACCUCUGUCAUUUCGGUCCAUGAACCAGUUCGACUAUACACGCGCCCGGAAGAUAUCCACAAAGCAAAGUCAAUGGUCAGCCAAGCUAUCACCAAAUACCCAAGUAACAUCUCCAACAUCGUUGUUAUUCCGUUCCCGACAAAUCAUCUCUGGGUGCGCGACACAGGCCCUGUCUAUGUACGUGGCGUUGGCGAAUCCAUCAAGCAACGUUUCGCAAUCAACUUCCGUUUCAGUGAAUGGGGGAGAAAAAAUGAUAUUGCCCACCACGAACGGGCUUCCAAUGGGCCUGAUGAUUGGCCUGUGAUGACACCUGAAAAUAUCGAAGAAAACACAAGUUUUGCCCGCAAGGUUGUCUUGGCGGAUGCCUCCCCGUCUCUGGUGACUCUAGUGGAAUCAAAGCUUUGUUUGGAAGGUGGUGCACUAGUUGUGGAUGGGGAAGGUACACUUCUGGCCACUGAGAGCAGCAUCAUCAACGAAAAUCGCAACCCGGGUCUUUCGAAGACCGAAGUUGAGACAGAGCUACGACGUCUCUUGGGCGUUGAGAAAAUUAUCUGGUUCCCCGGCAGAAAGAAUUUGGAUGUCACUGAUGUGCAUGCUGAUGCUGAAGUCAACUUUAUCCGGCCCGGAGUUGUCGUCCUCUCGCGACCCCAUUCUAGUGUGCCAAGGCCAUGGUUAGAUGUUUAUGAAGAGAUCAAAGAUAUUCUGGGACAGUCAGUCGAUGCGAAGGGUCGUCCUUUUGAGGUACACACAGUAGACGAGCCAGACCCGAAGGUCUUUGGGGUCUUGUCUUGCAGUGACCCGGCGACCAACUAUGUGAAUUUUUAUUUCGUCAACGGGGGGCUUAUACUUCCACAGUUCGGCGACAUUCGGCGAGAUCAGGAAGCACUGGUACUGUUUCAAAAGCUGUGCCCUGAUCGCGUGGUUCGGCCUGUGUUAAUGUCUGCACUUCCGUUGACUGGGGGGGUUAUCCACUGCGCAACACAACCAGUUCUUUCUGUGGAUGAGUGA
Molecule: messenger RNA, 1152 nt
Organism: Penicillium griseofulvum
Lineage: Eukaryota; Fungi; Ascomycota; Eurotiomycetes; Eurotiales; Aspergillaceae
Product: agmatine deiminase family protein
Exons: 1
Coding region: 1-1152 (383 amino acids)
Biological process (GO): putrescine biosynthetic process
Molecular function (GO): agmatine deiminase activity; protein-arginine deiminase activity
Source: RefSeq, a predicted model, not a curated record